Messenger RNA from Ornithodoros turicata, 735 nucleotides. RefSeq lists its product as uncharacterized. The transcript has 3 exons. The record is from RefSeq and is a predicted model, not a curated record. Lineage: Eukaryota; Metazoa; Arthropoda; Arachnida; Ixodida; Argasidae. The coding region runs from base 69 to 710 and encodes 213 amino acids.
UAAUCUCAGACACUUUUGCCGGCUGCAGUAAACGAGGCUCUUCAGCGAAGCUGCAGCAGAACGGGAACAUGAUGCUCCAGUAUCUUCUGCUCUGUGUCCUAGCAACGGGCGCUUUCGCAAGUGACGAUGGCGAUGCGGACAGGUACAUGGACAAUGUGUUGAGUAACUACCUGCCCGAAAUUAUGAAGCGUGAUCACUUGCAAUACCCCGUGCUGCCUCCAUUCGACGUUAUGUUGCACGAAGACGACAAGCAGCCUAUCGCAUUCCACAAAGGCAUCCUUUUUGGCCUCAUGCAAGGGCUACGGCGUAGUGGGGACUGUGUGCCCCCAAAGUGGUUCAGAGCAAACGUAACCUUCGGCUGCUACCUAGGCAUUGACGACCUUAGGGCUCACUACGACGUGUCUUCCGAAAGGGAUGAGGACAAGAGGAAUUUCACGGCUGACCUUCUGGCGGAAAACACCAAAAUGUGGGUGCUACUCACCCAAAGGAAACCGAGACCAGUGUUCGUAAAAGUGCACAUGCAUCACCUGGACCUCACCGUGCACCUCUCCCACGAACCGAAGCUGGACAAGGAUAAGCUGAAGUGGUUCAUAAAUGCAGUGGACUUCAGUGUAGAGGGAAGGAUCACCGACUUGCUAACUGGUCCCUUUAGAACGGCGCUGGAAGAGUCAGUCAAGACAUUGCCGAUACCACUCCCUUCGUUACGUUGAACAAAUAAACGUCACUGCUAACGUG